AUGGGCAAGUCCAACGGCACCCGGGGCAGAAGUCCCCAGCCGCCUUCUGAGAAACAGCAGCAACCUGCUGUCGCCGCGCAGCUCCAGCCUGCGCUCGCCGUUCCUGGAGCCCCCAAGGCCCGAUCCAAGUCGCGAUCCAAGUCGAGGUCCAAGAACAAGAAGAAGGCGGCCAAUGCCAUCAGCACCUCCUACAAGUCUGACGGUGUCGAGGACAACGAUGUCUUCCUCCUGCCCGUGUCUGACUACUUGGUAGCUCUGGGUAUCAUUGCUCUUGCUACCUUGGUUCGCACGUGGAAAAUCUACAUGCCCACCAGUGUCGUCUUCGACGAGGUCCAUUUCGGUGGUUUCGCCUCCAAAUACAUCAAGGGCAAAUUCUUUAUGGAUGUCCACCCCCCUCUCGCUAAGAUGCUCAUCGCCCUAACCGGCUGGCUUGCUGGAUUCGACGGCUCGUUCGACUUCAAGGAGAUUGGCAAGGACUAUAUCGAACCCAAUGUCCCUUACGUGGCUAUGCGCAUGUUCCCUGCCAUCUGUGGCAUUCUGCUCGCCCCCAUCAUGUUUUUGACCCUCAAGACCGUUGGCUGCCGAACUGUGACAGCUCUCUUGGGCUCUAGCUUUAUUAUUUUUGGUAUGCUUCUGUCAAUGUGCCUCCUUCUUGUGUGUUUUCCUUUUGCUGACAGAGUCUGUUCAGAGAACGGCCUCCUUACCCAAGCUCGCUUGAUCCUCCUCGACUCCCCCCUGGUUUUCGCUACCGGCUAUACUGCUCUCGCCUUCAACGCUUUCACCAACCAACAUGAACUUGGUCCCAGCAAGGCCUUCUCUCCCAGCUGGUGGUUCUGGCUGAUUAACACCGGUCUCGGUCUCGGUAUUACCGCCAGCAUCAAAUGGGUUGGACUUUUCACUAUUGCCUGGGUUGGCCUCUUGACCAUCCUCCAGCUCUGGAUUCUCCUUGGUGAUGUCCAGAAUGUCUCCAUGCGUUUGUGGACCAAGCACCUCAUGGCUCGCGUCUUCUCCUUGAUCAUUGUUCCCCUUACCUUCUACAUGGCCAUGUUUGCCAUCCACUUCCUCUGCCUGGUCAACCCUGGCGAGGGUGACGGUUUCAUGAGCUCCGAGUUCCAGUCUACGCUCAACAGCAAGGGAAUGGCCAGCGUUCCCGCAGAUGUUGUGAUGGGCAGCAAGGUCAGCAUUCGUCACGUUAAUACCCAGGGUGGCUACCUUCACUCCCACCCUCUGAUGUACCCCACCGGUAGCAAGCAGCAGCAGAUUACCUUGUAUCCUCACAAGGAUGAGAACAACCUGUGGUUCCUCGAGAAUCAGACUCAGCCAUUGGGCGCGGAUGGCCAGCCCAUCAACGGUACCAACGCCUGGGACCUCCUCCCUGAGCCUAGUUACAUCACCGAUGGGGCUGUUCUUCGACUGUACCAUGUCAAUACCCACCGCCGCCUUCACUCACACGAUGUCCGACCUCCUGUCACCGAAGCUGAUUGGCAAAAUGAGGUAUCUGCUUAUGGUUACGAGGGAUUUGAAGGUGAUGCCAAUGACUUCUUCCGAGUUGAGAUUGUGAAGAAGCAGUCGAAGAGCGGUGCCGCCCAACAACGUCUUCGCACCAUCGAAACCAAGUUCCGGCUUGUUCAUGUCAUGACCGGUUGCGUUCUCUUUUCUCAUAAGGUGAAGUUGCCUGACUGGGCGUCUGAACAACAAGAGGUAACUUGCGCUCGUGGUGGCUCUGUCCCGAACAGUGUUUGGUAUAUUGAGAGCAAUGAGAGCCCUCAUUUGGGCGCCGAUGCUGAGAGGGUCAACUACAACAAGCCCGGUUUCUUCAGCAAGUUUGCCGAGAUUCAUGCAGUGAUGUGGAGGACAAAUGCUGGCCUUACGGAUUCCCACGCCUGGGACUCUCGCCCCGAGUCGUGGCCCAUCCUUCGCCGUGGUAUCAACUUCUGGGGUCGCAACAACACCCAGGUCUACCUCCUUGGUAACCCCAUCAUCUGGUGGUCGUCGUCCAUCUCUAUUGUCGUUUGGGUCAUCUUCAAGGUUAUUGCCGUUAUCCGAUGGCAGCGCAGCUGCGGCGAUUACUCCAAUGCCACUUUCAAGCGCUUCGACUACGAAAUCGGCACUUCGAUUUUGGGCUGGGCUCUGCACUACUUCCCGUUCUAUCUGAUGAAGCGUCAACUUUUCCUUCACCAUUACUUCCCUGCUCUUUACUUUGCGAUCAUUGCUCUUUGCCAGGUCAUUGAUUUUGCCACCUUCCGAAUCCCUGCCUCUCAUGGCCACGCUUCCUCUGGUGUUAUCUUCAACCGAAUCACGGCCGUUGUUUUCUUGGUUCUCUCUGGAGCCGCUUUCUCGCUUCUCUCCCCCUUAGCCUACGGUGGCCCCUGGACCAAGGCCCAGUGCAACCGCGUCAAGCUCUUCCCUACUUGGGAUUUCGACUGCAAGAACUUCCAUGACUCUCUUGACCAGUACACCUACCUCACUGUCGAGGCAGGAACAAACCCAACGCCCACCCCCUCCGUGGCGGACGCAGUUGUUCCUGAAAAUGAGGCCCAGAAGCCUUUGGGUGACGCUCCCGAGGCCAAAGCACCCGAGGUCAAGGCACCGGAGGCCAAGGCACCUGUCGAGGAGGUCAAGGUUGUCGCUGCCGAGGAGCAGGUCGUCGAGUAUCGUGACCAGAACGGCAACCUACUUAAUGAGGAGCAGGUCAAGUCUCUUAGGGAACAGUCGGCCGAAUUCUCAACCAAGCUUGAGACUGAGACUCAGGUUGCCGAGGACAUUGCGAAGGAGCAGCCACAAUCUGUCGAGAGCGAGCCUCCCGUUGUUGCUCCUCCUCAUCCCGAUGUGGAAGGCCUCAACAGCGAGACCGUCAAGAACGACGAGAAGGUUGAGAUUCCCCAGGACGCUGCGGCCAGCCGCGAUGGCGAAAAGGAGGCUGAGCAGAAGCAAGCUAAGCCUGCCAGCGAAGGACAGGAAGCCACUCUCAACCAAGAGCUAUAA
This is a messenger RNA of Clonostachys rhizophaga, 2985 nucleotides long. Lineage: Eukaryota; Fungi; Ascomycota; Sordariomycetes; Hypocreales; Bionectriaceae. The record is from the annotation of a GenBank genome assembly.